This is a messenger RNA of Cyclocybe aegerita, 648 nucleotides long. The record is from the annotation of a GenBank genome assembly. Lineage: Eukaryota; Fungi; Basidiomycota; Agaricomycetes; Agaricales; Hemipholiotaceae.
AUGCUCUGCCUUGACAGUGAAGACGAAUUCGAGGGUCUCGAUCACGAGAGCCGAUGCCUUCUUGACGAAGACUUCCAUAAUCAGCAUCUAUUUGCCAACCUUCUUGUAGGCGAGGACGACGAAAUCGGCAUGACUGUGCUCCCUGAAACUUGUUCUACGGGUGAAUUGCUCAACGACAUGCUAUUUACGGCUGCUGUUAGCGACGGUUUUCUCAGCAGUGGCCUUACUACUCUAGGCUUCAGCGAUCACUGGUUGCCCGGCACAUCCUCUUCCCAAGAGGAGUAUAACUCGACCUUCAUGAGAACGAAUUCGGCUCCUCUCGGCGUGGUGCUUGAUAGCACUGCACCGCAUAAUUCGCAAGAGAUUUCAGGUUCGUUCACAGGAAGGCACAUAGAGCCGGCAACAAGUAUUUAUCAAUCAUUGACGAAGAAUUGCGAGCAGCCAUUCUUCGCCAGUUUCAAUGCUCCUCCUGCAUUGCAUACAGCCUGCUCUGGUUGCCGGGACAUCGACGACGACCUCUUGGAUUCUCGAUCUGACUCUGAGGGCAGUGGGUUAGUUUCGAUCCAUUCAGACUCAGAUGGUCAUGGGAUCAUGGACUUCGGCGAUGAAGGUGUGAAGAUCUCAUCAGAACCAAGGUCUACUAGCUGA